AACCCGAUCCAGGAAGCGAACCGGGAGUGGAAGAUGUCGGGUGGAAUGGACGAGCGAUCGGGGACGACGGCGGUCGACGGUGAGGAGGACGAUCUGCUUCUCCAGCUACGCCGCCUCGAGAUUUCCGACAACGCCAAGGGUUUUGUCGAGCUACUAUCUCAGCUCAGCACUGCCACCGCCCCCCUCUCCGACGCGGACUUCCGCGCCCGCUUCGCUGACCUCGCCGCCCUCGGUGACGACCACCUCAUCGUCGUCGCCGAGGACCGCCAGGCCGGCCGGAUCGUCGCUACCGGCAGCGUCUUUAUUGAGCGCAAGUUCCUCCACGGUGGCGGCAAGGUCGGCCACAUCGAGGACGUCGUCGUCGACGCCGCCGCCCGCCGCCGCCGCCUUGGGCAGCGGGUGGUUCGUUACCUUUCGAACCACGCGAAGGCCGCUGGCUGCUACAAGGUCAUCCUCGAUUGCACGCCCGAUCUGAGGUCGUUCUACGAGAAGUGCGGGUUCACAGAGAAGACCAUCCAGAUGGCCCUCUACUUCUGAUCGAUGAACGAACCCAUCGUCUACUUCGUUUCUUAGGUAAACCCAGAUCCAUUUGCUUUACUGUUUAGUUGAGUUGUGCUGCUUCCGCUUACCUGUUGGGUGCAUGAUUCUGGACAUGCCCGUCAAAUUUUCUUGAAAUGUUGCAAUAAUUCGAAAUGUUCCCUUGCUUGAAAAAUGUGAGACAAUUUGAUUCGGAGGAUGUGCAAACUGAGGUCUAGAACCAGCUUGCUAUUCAUGUAAACUUGCCAACGAGUGUGGGUGGAAGAUCUUGGUUCUUUAAGCAAUCAACAGGAUCGUCUUCGACA
Messenger RNA from Musa acuminata subsp. malaccensis (wild Malaysian banana), 842 nucleotides. Its product is annotated as probable glucosamine 6-phosphate N-acetyltransferase 2. Gene Ontology annotation, molecular function: monosaccharide binding; glucosamine 6-phosphate N-acetyltransferase activity. Gene Ontology annotation, cellular component: endoplasmic reticulum-Golgi intermediate compartment; Golgi apparatus; endoplasmic reticulum. The record is from RefSeq and is a predicted model, not a curated record. NCBI's taxonomy places the organism in Eukaryota, Viridiplantae, Streptophyta, Magnoliopsida, Zingiberales, Musaceae. Gene Ontology annotation, biological process: UDP-N-acetylglucosamine biosynthetic process.